AUGUUGCUUAACAUGGGAGGAUGUGAGACGUUAGAAGGAAUUAGCGACUAUCUGACCAAUAUAUUUACUGAUCCAGAUGUUGUUCAACUUCCAUUCAGCAGGCAGUCUUUAAUAUUUAUACCGUCUAAUAGCGUCACUGGAAGAUUACUUGCAAUCAGAAGAAAAUCCACAGUGGUUGAAUACUAUAAGUUUUUGGUCGACAAAUUGAGAGAUUUGAUAAGGGAUUUUGAAAGUUAUGAUGAUAAACCACCCGUUAUUUUAUUCACUGCUCAUUCUAUACCUCUUAAAUGGAUGGUACCCAGUGUUAAUAAAAUGCUUACUGGUUUGGCUAAGAAUGGCUAUCAGAAUAUCAUUUUAGCUCCAAUUGUGUUUGCUGCCGAUUGCAGCGAGACUUUAUAUGAAUUGGACAUUCUUUAUAGAAGUUUAGCCACAAAAGUUGUUUUGGAUAAUUUUAAUGAAUUUUAA
This is a messenger RNA of Octopus sinensis (East Asian common octopus), 465 nucleotides long. RefSeq names its product ferrochelatase-like. NCBI's taxonomy places the organism in Eukaryota, Metazoa, Mollusca, Cephalopoda, Octopoda, Octopodidae. Gene Ontology annotation, molecular function: protoporphyrin ferrochelatase activity. The transcript has 3 exons. Bases 1 to 465 code for a protein of 154 amino acids. Gene Ontology annotation, biological process: heme biosynthetic process. The record is from RefSeq and is a predicted model, not a curated record.